This is a messenger RNA of Ooceraea biroi (clonal raider ant), 10192 nucleotides long. It is a transcript of the gene dally, whose product is annotated as division abnormally delayed protein. Gene Ontology annotation, cellular component: plasma membrane; cell surface; extracellular region. Gene Ontology annotation, biological process: cell migration; regulation of protein localization to membrane; positive regulation of canonical Wnt signaling pathway. The record is from RefSeq and is a predicted model, not a curated record. Lineage: Eukaryota; Metazoa; Arthropoda; Insecta; Hymenoptera; Formicidae.
GCCGAGCAUUUCGGUCGGCGCUUCAGUCGUAUCGAGCCGGUCGUGGGGGGUGCGUCGCGCGCGCGUUCGUCUCGUUCUCGCGCAAGUGCGUGCAUACGUCGCGCGUAUGCGCCGGGUAUACAUAUAGAAACACACACACGUGCGUUUUGCACCGUGACACGAGCGAAAUCGUUGACCGUCCAUGUGCCGGGAGCACUGUCGGACGUACGUGAUCGGCUGGACGCGUCGCGAUCGCCGUCUCUGACCUCCCUCCUCGCCCCCUUUCUUUCUGUUCUUUAUCCUCCUCUCUUCCCUUUUUCCUCCUUCCGUUCCUCCGUCUCGCGAACGCACCAAAUGUUCGCGCCGCGUGCUCCGAGCGCCCGUAGCAUCGCCGCCGCUCGUUCCCGUCGCCGUCGUCGUGCCGUCUGACGGUGCGUCCGCUGUUCGGCGAACGAUCAUCGCGUUCCGAUACGGUGGAUGACUCUACCGCGAGCGGCUCGCAGAUCGAAUCUCUAGAGGAGCAGGAGGAAGAGAAAGAAGAAGGAGAAUAGCGCAAGAACGGACGAAGAGGGGAAGAAGCGGCAUUAUCGCGAGAGGGACGGUCCUCGCGAGCACGCACGCGAGUAUCUCCGAUCGUGCGCGGAUUUCUCGCGGUCUCUCCGCAGUUUUCUUCUCCCUCUCUCUCUGUCUGUCUCUCCGUCUUCCUUCACUCGCGCGUCGGAGCCAUUUUGCCGAAAUGAAAAUAACACCGCGAGCGAUCAUUCGCGCGUCCUCCGCGCCCUCGACGUUGCUCGCGAUCCUCGUGUGGUGCCACUGUGUGUGCUCGGCGGUGCACGCGAGAUCCUCGCUCCGCUCGACGUCGACGAGGUCCGCCGGCAACGACACCGACCUCGUCGCCGACUGCAACCUGGUCAGGCCGUUCUUCGAUAGCAAGAACAUCACCCUCGUGCCGGUCGCCGAAGAUGUCUCGAAGAUGACGUGCGGUGGCAAGUGCUGCAGCGAGGAGAUGGAGCAACGGUUGAAGCAACAAGCUCGGGCGGACUUCCACGAUAUGAUUCAUCAUCACAGCAGAAGUUUGCAGGGCCUACUCGCCACCACCGCUGACGCUGUCAGAGAGACAGUGACCGUGCAGGCACGACAAUCAGAGAAUAAAACCCUGACCCUAUUCGACCAGGUGUACCGCUCUAUGGCGGUGCUCAGCAGGCCGUCUAUCCGGGCGCUGUACCAAGCGAUGGUGGAUUACGUGUCGCCUGCCAAUACUCCGGACAAUUUGCAGCAGUCGUUAACGCGCGAGACUCUGCAAGAGCGGUUCAUCGACUUUUUUACACGGCUCUUUCCCAUCGCCUACCACCAUGCGAUCAAUCCAGAUCGGCAGGAUUUCACGGAGAAAUUCAAGUCCUGCUUGUACGAAACGAUGAAUGACAUACAACCGUUCGGUGACAUACCGCAGGAAAUAUCCAAGUCAGUCAGUAAAAGCCUCGAGGCCACCAGGGUUUUGAUACAGGCUCUCACCCUCGGCAAAACGGUUCUCGAUAAAACCGACAAUGUGCUUUUCGUUGGCAGCAGUGGACCGCAGCAGGAGGCUUGCUACGAAGCCCUCCUCAGAAUGACCUAUUGUCCGAGGUGUAAGGGGAUCGGUAGUACUGUGCGACCCUGUAGCGGAUUUUGCACAAACGUAAUGAGGGGCUGCCUGACGGUGCCAGCAUCCGAACUGGAUCUCGCAUGGUCCGGUUACGUGGAGACGGUCGAGAGGCUCGUCGUGGCGGUGGACGGUCAUACCGAUCCUCUGGGCCUGAAUGUCGAGAAAGCCGUCCGGCAGUUGGACGUCCGCAUUUCGGAUGCCAUUAUGCACGCGAUGGAAAACGGACCGGUACUCGAGGAGAAGGUGAGGAAGGUCUGUGGUCGUUCGGAGCUGCUGCCGUUGAACGAGGAGCACGCGGCGUCCUCGGAUGCAGCUGCAAAAUCGACUUCAUCGUCGCACGGCAACAGAGCAGUACACGCAGCUGCGAUGUCGUUGCCGGCUCACGGACACCGAACCCUGCCCGAGAAGUUGCACGUGCAGCUGGGCAACUUCCUGGCGAGUGUCGUCAGGUCCCGAAUCUUCUAUGGCACCCUAGCGGACACGAUCUGCGAGGAGUAUCCCGACAAACGUUGCUGGAACGGCGAACGCGUUGGAGAAUAUACAAAGACCGUGGUGGAUUCCAGCCUGACUGCACAGCGGUACAAUCCUGAAUUCACGAUAACGACGAUGCCGUCAACGCCGGCUACCUACGCCAGCAAUACGAACACCAGCGCGCUCAUCGACCAAUUGAGGCACAUUAAUCAGGUGGUACAAUCUCAAUUGGCAUCCUCACCCGAUGCCGGUGUCUUCCUGGGUGAUGAGGCGCUGGAGGGUUCCGGAAGCGGAGACAGUGCGGUGUGGAGGCCACGCGCCACCGAGAUCGACGACGACGAGGAUGGCCACGGUGGUGAUGGUGAUGACGACGACGAGGCGUCCGGAUCCGGAAUGGGUCCCACGACGACAGAUCCAGCGGUGAAAACCCAUCAGAACGGUCCAUCCCGCGCCGGAUCGUCGACGAUCCUACUGUCAUCCGCUGUCUUUAUUUUUACCUGCGCAUCGCUUGUCGUUUAAAUUGCGUCGUAGUCGGGACGAGGGGACGAUCUCGAUCGCAAAACCACGGCCAACGUAGACAACGUAGAUAAGGAAAGUAGACUAGAUCCUACCGCAAUCGAGCAAAUCGGGUAGAUCGCCAAUAGAUCGAACCAAUCUGUUUCGCGCGGGGUUUUUCCGUGUGAACGUCAGCGAGGUGCUCCAGCGCCCGCCGGAAUCGCGUUACGUAACGCGCCGUUGAUAAUUUAUCGGUGGCAUGUUGGGCAGCGAAGCGAACUGUUCCUGUUCGCGAUCCCGUUGAAGGGACGCGGCGGUUCUCAGUGAUAUAUCGAUGCAUGGAGAGAGCGAGAGUGAAAGAGAGAGAAAUUGUAAAUGUAUACGAAAGAGAGAGAAAGGGGCAGAGGAAGGAGAGGGAGAGUUUGUGUGUAUGUAUGUGUAUUAGUUACGACGUGAGUAUGUGAGUGGGUGUGUGUGUGUGUGCGGCAAAACAGAAAGAAAACGGAAAGAAGAAAUGGGUGAGUUCCACGUCUGAGACGUCGCACUUGUAAAACGCGACGAUAAAUCUCCGAUACUUCCGAGGUGAAGUUUUACUGCAGAGACGUUAGUUCCGUACAUAGAGAUCGAUAUCGUGGAACUGGAACGAGCCACGGCCUCCUCUGUAUCCGCAGAAUCCGAAAUUCAGGCGGUUCGAUAAUCUAGAUCGCAUUCUUUCUGAAAAUUGCAUCAUUUAGGAAAACGCCUGCCAAACAUUUUUUAGAUCGAUCGAAUUUGAUUGUACAGAUACAGAAUAUUGACGUAGACUUUAUUUAUCCUCUUUACUUGAACAAUGCGACGUUCUAGUCUCAGAAUAUCGAGACUGACUGAAAAUCGAUCGACGUUUAUUGCCACACGUUGAACCAAAGCCGAGAAGAACACGGAAUAUUCAGUAUUCUUCAAUACUUUUUAGCAAAUUCCCUUGAAGGUAAACUUAGAAUUCCGUCUCAUCGUACAGUCGCGUCAACAAGGUGUCAUAGCGAACGAAGUUAGUACUGAGAAGUAUUAUCAUUGCUCAAACACGAGAUUACGGAACACGAGAUACGAGAUUAAGGAAAUUAUUCUUCCGCGAAGCUACGGAUCACGCAACAAUGUCUCAUCAUCAUUAGUCGAAAGGACUAAUCGCACGUAGCAACGUGUCCACUUGGAAAUGCCAAGUAUAUGCUAUUAAUUUGACCGAUUGACCGUACGCAUUUGACAUGGAACACAUCGGUCUCACCGCAAACCCCAAGAAGAUUUUCUGUCAAACGGAGCAUUCGCGCUCUCUCUGUAUUAGCAUUACGUAAGAAUGCAGGAUAGUCGCAGCAGCCAUCGAUCGCCGGGUCCAGCGGGGACACGGUUUCCGAUCCGAAGGUCGACGAGUCCGUCGUCCGACUGCGUUUAUUUCGCGAGACGGGAAAAGUGUGUCGCGCGGACCUGAGAAAUGGUUUCAAAGAGCGUCGUCUCUUUGUUAAGUCGGGGCUGAACGUUCUGUUGGUCGCGAGUUAACGAACGAAAGUCGCUGGAAGAGCGCCCAGGAAAAGACUAAUUGCGCGGAGGAUUCGCGGAGAGAGCUUGCUUGCGCGCCGAUAACUCCGAUAGAUAACCGGUGACAAAACCCGUAUCCUCGCUUCUAUGUGGAGCGGCGUUAAACGCUGAACGUGACAGUUGACCUCUUAAAUACAGGCUGAACAACGGGGUCGGCUUGCAGCGGAAAAUUACGGCGCUUAAAUGCGCUACCCGAUUUACAUAUUUUUUUUUUGUAUUAAAUGUGAAAGUAAAACGCAUGCGUAGAAAAAGAUACGCAAUCAUUUCACAGGUACGUGAAACAUAAUGCAUCUUGGAUUUUUAAUUUCGUCGAUUGAACAUCUUUUAGAUGUUCUUUUCAUUUUUAUCUUUUCCGAGUUUUUCCCGAAUUUAAUCAUGUUUUGACAACGAGGUUCGAGUGCAAAAUUCGCGCAAUUAUCUUUAACGCUGAAUACCCGAUGAGGAUACAUGAACGAAAGUACUUUACCUUCGCUUCUUGCGGCUCGCGAGAAAUUAUACGAAUUAUUAUUAUUCUGGAGCCUGUUGGCCGCAAAUUGCACGGCGACCAAACAGUCAGAGAUAGUGUGCCUCGUAUUAUACUCGCGUGCCGUUCUCCAUUCGUGUAUAGCAGAAAAAAGUGUCUUUUUCGCCUGCGACGUCGCCGUGCGUCGUCUACGGCACACGUGGUUGUCGAUAUUAUACAGAUUAUUGCAAAAACGACGACGGGAGGCCAUAAUCAUAUCCAGUGUCGGUGAUACGCGCAUGCCAUAUAUACAUAUAUGUAUACACAUAGAAAGUUAACUGCCAAAAUGCCAGCUGUACGCGAUCAAGAGCUAAUUUAAUCGAGCGAUGAUUACUGUUCGUCGCGAGGAUCCUUGAAAUCCUCGAGUACUAGGUGUGCGAUGUGUCUUGUUCUCUUUGCGUGUGCGUGUACCUCUGUGAUUUAUCUUCCACUUUUCCUUCCUAGAAAAAGGGGCCUUCUUAAUGCAGCAACAAAUUUCAUGAACACGUCGAUCAGAAGGAGACGCGAUUCGCUCGGCCGCUGAAACGUCUUCGAGUUUUAGUAGAUCGUGAUCGUAAUUGCCGUGAUUUCUAAAAUGUACAAGUGCAUCAAUUUAGAUCAUAGUUAGUUUCAAAAUCGUCGACCGUGGAUUUUAUUCAACAUUCGUCUAAAAUAAUAUUUCAAUCGACAAAUAUUUUCGAGUUGUAAUGAAAUUUAAAAUUAAACUGCAAAGUUUGAUUUGUAGCAAUUUUUUCAUGACAUAAUGAUAGUGUUAGAUGUAUUCAUUGUGCAAACGUAUCGCGCCCAAUAGCAAUAGAUUGAAACAAUCUAUUACGCAUCGACAAUUGCGGCGUAGUACAUUUAGAUCUUGCGUACUAUGCACACUCGAGAAAAAGUCUCUAUUAAUAUAUCAAGUUAGAUCAAUGCAUUCACAGUGACGAUUUUGUAAUGAGUCAUAAAUUUUCGCAACCUCGCCUUAAUAACUGACUGCAAAAUAAUUAACGUGCCAAAUCUGCUUCCCGUUAAUUUAAACGCACAAAUUAAUCGUAAUUGAUAGAAAUGGCUCACUGGCGAAUAUUGCAAUCUCGAUAAUUUUAAUCACGAGAUCGUGCAUCUGGUAUCGAAUUUAUUAUUGAAACGCACUUUGUGCGUGGCUUUUCUACGAAGUGUUUUUAAUUUAAAUAUUACACCUCGCCGUGUUGCCGAUUUUGACACUUUGUAUAUUUUUCGUGAUUGAUUUAAGCUCGAGAUUAUCGCCAAUGAUCCACGGUCACGAUAACGGAAAGUAUCAGUGUUCAAUCUUUGAUGCUGUUUUUAACAUUCAGAGCGUUCCAUGACUAGCACAAAAUCUUUUAUGAAACAAUGCUUCAAUUGUUCUCCAUCGGCAAUAUAUAUAUAUAAUAUUAACCGAUCGAAUUGUAUGCCACUAUUAAAAUUAGAAAUAUUAUAUUGAAGCUUUUACACAACACUUGCAUAUUUGAUUCGGCGAAGGGAAGAGUCAAAUAUAAACUUUCACUGAGUGUUGAAACACGCAGUUAGAACAGAGGAACUUUUGGAAAAUCUGACGUUCUCGUGGCGAAGCGUGCAUGUGACAUUCAAAUCCGAUAUGAUUUGCUUUUGUCAGUCGGGAUAAUUAAGAUUCUCAAAUAAUCGCGACUGCGUGAUGUUCUUUUAAAAUUUAGAAUUUUAUUAUUUAUAACAUUGCUAACAAGCGGACUUUGAAUUAUUAAAGAUUCUAGUAACAUUCUCGUGUAUGUGAUAGAAUCGCGUGUUCUGAUGAGAAAAGUAAGAUAAUUAUUUCGCAGUAAUGACUGACAAUUAAUUCCUAGCGGAGAAUUAAAUUAAUUAAAGCUAAUGAAUAGAUUUUCCCUUAAAGUUGGACAAUGUUGCGUUUAUCUUGCGCCUCAAUUGUCCUGACUGACUCCACUGACGUUGGUUACUGUAAGGAAGUAGAAUGGUAGUUAGUGACGAAAAUGAGACAACGGAACCGUUGGUUUCUCUACGUGGUGGCCGCACAGUUCGCGACGCUUCGGCGAUGCCGUAUUCGUUUUGUACAUUUGAGUUUCGAGUAUCUUUGAGGAGGGGUGAGUGCCUUUUCUGAAUAUCCCUGGCCGCAGCGUCGCGUCGUCGCUCUUCGGAUGCGAAUUCGGGAGAGUUGCAGCGGCCAUCCGCGAAGAAGGGUGCGGAACACGGGCACUUUCUCGCUAUACGUACGUCAUCUGUAUGAAUGUGUGUAUGUGUAUGUGAAAGAGAGGUGAAAAUGGAGAGAAAAAGUUAAAGUAUAGCCUUCUGCUUUUUCUUUUGUAAUUUCCUCCGCCGUAUAUUCGCCUCUAAUGUUUCCACGCAAGCUCUCCGAAGAUAUCUAACAAUCUUGUAAACGUUUAUCCUACACCGUUAGGAUAACACGCCGGACGAAAGCGGGCGAAGAAGCGGGCCAUUCUCAAGAAAUCUGGUUGGUGUUGAGACUAAAAAUUCGUCGCAGAUACCCUCAGAUAAUUCUGGACGUAACGUUGACAAUUCUGGGAUGAUACGAUCGCACAUCCAAUUCAGCUAACGAUAAACGCACAAAUCUUACAAAUCGAUAGUUAUUAAAUGCUUAAUAUGUAUAUAUAUUUAUUUCAUAUAGUUAUUUCACAAGUUGAAGUAUUGCCUAUACUAAUCUUCCUCUUCGAGAUUCGAUAAAACGUUACGUCAAAGCAAGAGUUUAAUAAUUGUUUUUAGACAAUCUUUAAGCAAAGCCUUCCAUUUACAACCAUAAUUAAAAACGGUUUAAUAGUAAUUAUCAUGUUCAGCAGCGAUUACAAGUUUUAUAAUAUCCCUCGGUGGUGUUACAUAUAGUAACGCAUUGUUAACGAAUUAUUCUUAAUUACAGAAACCCGACAUUCGAAUCCGUUUUUUCAAUCGCAGCGUCCAAUUGAAUCAAUUAGAUCCAUUGAACAACGGUCCGCGACAGAUCCGAUUCACUUUCGUAAUCGGACACGCUAUUGUCGCGAGGUCCUUCUUUUCAGAACGCUAAUAAGAUCGAAAUCCGGUGAGAGAGCGAGCGAGCGGCCAGUGCUGCGGCAAUGCCCGGUGAUCUCGCCAAAGAGCCUAAUUCAGCGUGGGCCAGGCGCGCAAUUGUUCGAAUUUACCGUCGUAAUUCUUCAAUCUCGCAGCGGCCUUUGUCGGGCGAAUUUAGGCGGCACAUUCAGGCGGGCCGAAUGUGCUCGCGUAGGUCGCGCGUUUUCGAGGCACGCGUACUUUCGUCCUCGUCCGCCGACCGUCCGCGACGACGGUCCUCCUCGAUUUCGUCGGUCGCCCCUGAUCUGUCGGACCUUCGCGUGAUGUUGAUCUCGACGCGCAGGUAUCGGUCUGUCGCAGCGAGCAACACACGUCGCACUUUGUGCUAUUGGAAUUCUGAAACCAGCCGCGAUUAACGUUAUCGAUUGUGUAAUAAUUUUAUGUUACGGCGGUUUUAUUAUUACUGAUACCGCGCGUUGGAAAUGGCAAACCACAUGCAUGAUUAUUACCGACUUAAUUGCAAUCAAAUUUCUUUUCUCCAUGAAUAGAGGCACUGCCAUUGCAAAUUCAUCAAGCUUCCCUCGAGAAUUCCUCAACGACUGAUAUAGCGCACCGCUUCUUAAGCUGUUAAUCCAAAUUUAUAAGACUGAAAGCGUGUCGUCGGGGAAGUGACUUUGAUUUAAUGUAACAGCCCGCUCCUUCGCCAGCAGAAUUCACCAAAAAAACAAGCGUGUUUCGAGAACAAGAGCUACAACAAAUAGUAAAGCGAAAAUGAGAAUGUGAGAGAGUGAGAAUAAAAGAGAGAAAGAGAGAGAGAAGGUAAUUGUAGUGAAAUCUGUACAUACAUAACGAAUGCCUGCGGUAUUUAUAUAGUUAUAUAUACGUUAAAUAUAUCGACCUAAAAUGAAAGUAGCAGCUAAUAAAGCAACUAAAGUAAUUAUCGACGAAUUAACCGUUAAUUAUAAAAUUAUAGCGAGACUAAUUAUUGUAAUAUGCGUAAAGAAAAUGUGUACGAAAGUGCAAGGGCGGGAAACGCUCGAGUGAUCAAUGAAAACCCGAAUUCUUCGUCAAGAGCGAUCGCACCUCUCGUCAUUUAUUGCCAUAUGCCUCGUAGCGCAGCAAUUUUCUUAUCAUGAUUUCUUCGAUUUUAUUUUGAAUUUUUGAGAAACGCACGAAGAUACACAUGACUACGAUCGUUUAAUUGCAUCGCUUUGUAAUUAUAUCUAUGCAAUUAGAAACAACAAGGGAGGGUGUGUGUGUGUAUGUGUGUACGUGCGUGGUGUGUAGGAGAUGAAAGAGAGAGAGGGAGAGGGAAAAUGUUUCGACUAUGCUGUAUAACAAUUGUUAGCUUAGCAUGAUGCAUAUUUUACCGUAUACACACUAACAGGAUCCGCUAUUUCCUACGGAACUAUUGCGUUAUUAUGCAACCUAGCUAUUUAAUGCGUCUUGCAAUAUUUAUUGUUGCGUCUUGCGUUUACUAUGUGAUAUAGGGCUACUUAUAUUAUUAUCUCGUUAUUAUUAUUAUCGCAUUCUUGUUUAAUUAUAAGUAAUUAAUCGCGCGUGAAUCGACGCAAUUUUCCCCGAAUGUUCGCCAAACGAGAAAUGAGCAAAAAAUCUGGCAAUAAUAACAAAACCUUGGUUAUUCGCGUUUGCCAACGAUCGAUAAUUGCAAUUUGUUUAGUUAAUUACGAUCAGAGGAUCGCCUGAUUAUAAACUCGUAGCGCUUGACGAUGUUAAUUAUGCAUGUAAUCGUGUCGCAAUUGUAAUUAAUUGAUUUUUCAAUGAUGACUCUAUCAUGUAAGUUUAAUAGAAAUUAACUUUGUUAGAAUUUUGAUUCUAAAUUCUGUGAUUCAGUUUUAAUUAAAAUUAUUGUUGUGAUCGGCGCUGCUCGGAAAGUUUUCCAGCUAUCACAAUCAUUGACGGCGUUAUGGAUUUCUUUCACUUCAUCUGCCUUUACUUCUCUAAUAAUGCGCAAGAUUAACAACAGCUUAGCUUCUUCUCGUUUUCUUCUUUCGAUUUUUAUUUAUUUUAAGAUAUAAUAUCGAUUUUUUAUUGUCACUGGAGUUAUCUCCCAGUAUUCUAACAAAAUCAGAAGCUAAAAUUGAUAAUUAUAAAAAAUUAAUGAAAUAAAUAAAAUGCAAGUGUUACAAUUAAUUCCAAAGAAGCCAGUUCCAAUUCCGACAGACGACAAAGAUGUACUGGUGUAGUGUAUGACGAUUACGUUUGAUCGGUCUCUGAUUAAAGUGGACAAAAAAAGAAUCGCUUUAUUAGUGAGUGUGUUAAGUGAGAAGGAGGAUGUAACGGAGACGAUGAAUGCGAUGAUCUAUCAAGCAAUCUAUAUAUGUAUAUACAUGUGCUACGUGUACAUACGUGUAUACGCAUCCUUAUAUACAUACAUACGCGCCUGCUUGCGCGUGUUAUUGUGUUAUACGAGAGAUUAAGCAAAUUAUUAAUAAUUAUUAUCGCGGUUGAUUACAUCGCAACGGCGCGUUUGCCGAUCGGAAACGAUCUGUAAAAACUGUUUACGAGUGAAUGGCGAAUAAAAUAUUAUACAACAACUA